Messenger RNA from Parastagonospora nodorum SN15, 995 nucleotides. RefSeq lists its product as hypothetical. Lineage: Eukaryota; Fungi; Ascomycota; Dothideomycetes; Pleosporales; Phaeosphaeriaceae. The record is from RefSeq and is a predicted model, not a curated record. Gene Ontology annotation, molecular function: serine-type endopeptidase activity. The transcript has 2 exons. Gene Ontology annotation, biological process: proteolysis. The coding region runs from base 49 to 846 and encodes 265 amino acids.
ACACCUUCCAGCCAGCCAGCUUCAGACCUACCCUCAGCCUCAUUCAAGAUGCACUUCACAGACGUCCUCAUUGCCCUCGCGGCUCCCGCUCUCAUCAGCGCUGCGGCUAUCCCCCAGGACCCUGAGUUCCCUGAGGGCGAGUUCCCCGAGGACCCCAUCGUUGGCGGAACCACCGCCAGCGCUGGCGACUUCCCCUUCAUCGUCUCCAUCCAGCAGGGCGGAAGCCACUUCUGCGGUGGUUCGCUGCUGAACGCCAACACCGUCCUGACCGCCGCUCACUGCGCUGUCGGACAGACUGCUUCCAGCCUUCAGAUCCGCGCUGGCUCUCUCAGCCGUACCUCCGGCGGAACCGUCGUCAAGGUGUCCUCCAUCAAAGUCAACCCCUCGUACGCCGCCGGCACCUACAACAACGACGUUGCCAUCAUGAAGCUCGCCACCUCCAUCCCCACCAGCUCCACCAUCAGCUACGCCAAGCUCGCCUCUUCUGGCUCCGACCCUGCCGCUGGCACCGGCCUCACCGUCGCCGGCUGGGGCACCACCAGCUCCGGCGGCCAGUCCCUGCCCGUCAACCUCCUCAAGGUCGACGUGCCCGUCAUCAGCCGCUCCACUUGCAACUCCAACUACGGCAGCGGACGCAUCACGACGGCCAUGUUCUGCGCUGGCCUGUCCCAGGGUGGAAAGGACUCGUGCCAGGGUGACUCUGGCGGCCCCAUCAUCAACACCUCUUCGCGCGUGCAGGUUGGUGUGGUUUCUUGGGGUGAGGGUUGCGCGUCUGCGGGUGCGCCUGGUGUCUACUCCAACUUGGGCCAGAGCAGCCUUGCGAGCUUUGUUGCUGCCAACUUGUAGACACACUUUAUGAAUGGAUGAGUUAUGGUUCUAAGUUGGAGAAGGAAGUGGUCUUGGUUGGUUGGAACUGAUGUAUGUCUCAGCCACAGAUUAAUUCUUGGUAAAUACUUUUUCAAAUGCGUCAUUGAAUUGAAAAUUGUUUUUUUCUA